AUGAGUCGCUCCAGUUGGCCGCUCUCAUUCGGCCCCUGUAAACAGGGAACCGAGGCGGGCGGUCAGCAGCUCCGGGGCAGCGGGCGGCAGAAAGCGGAGCGGACUUCGGAGCUCCCCCCCCCCUGGACGGGCACCACCAAGAAACUUUUCCCACCCCCGUUUGGCCGCCCCGUUGCGCGGGCCGCCUGGGCGCACGGCCGCCGGCUGCGUCUUUCGGAGCUGACCCCAAGAGCCUCGGCCGUCGCCGGCCAUAGGCAGUCUAUCCUGUGUCUGCGGUGCAGCAUUACCGUCCGGGCACGGCUGCUUUCCACAAGGCCGCCGCCGCCGCCGCCGUCUCGCGAGGGCGCAGAGGCUGAUGACGCGUCGGAGCCACUCCCUUCGAUGGUCGAGAGUCGACGAGGCGCCUUGGACCGGAAAUUCAGCCACGUCAUGGACAACCUUCAAGCCCGCGUCCUCACCGCCUCCCACACCCUCAACGACAUCACGGGCUACUCGUCCAUUGAGGCCAUCAAGGCCGACAACGAAUCCCUCGAGGCGCAGGUGGCGGCCGCCCAGGCCCGCGUCCGCACCGCGCGCCAGGCCUACAAGACGUCCAACACCAAGCGCGCUACCACGCAGCGCGAGGUGACGACCCUCCUGGCCCGCAAGGACAGCUGGUCCCCGUCGGACCUCGAGCGCUUCACCGAGCUGUACCGGACCGACCACGUGCUCGAAGGCGAGGUAGUUGCCGCGCAGGAAUCCCUGACCGAGGCCGAGGCCGAGGAGCAGAGCCUGAGCCAGAGGCUGAGCGCCGGCAUCCUCAAGCGCUAUCACGAGGAGCAGAUCUGGAGCGACAGGAUACGCAGGGCCAGCACGUGGGGCACGUGGGGGCUCAUGGGCAUGAACUUUGUCCUCUUUGUCGCGUUGCAGUUUGUCGCCGAGCCGUGGAGGAGGAAGAGGCUCGUCAAGGGCGUGGUGGAGCAGGAGCAGGCGGUGCUGCAAGAGGUACGCAGCGAGCUCGAGGCCGUCAAGCUGGGCCUGGAGAGGAUGGCCGAGGACGGCCCGGAACUACGGCAGGCGACGGCUCCCGAGCCCGCCCACGCCGAGCAGGCGGCAUUGCCCUCGGCGACGUUGCCCCCCGCGGAAACUACGUGGAAGGAGGUGCUGCUGGAUCCGACCAGGUGGCGGACGGUUGCGGCAGACCUGUACAGCGAGAGGCGGGUGAACUUGCGGAUGAGAGACGCCUCCAUCAUCGCGGCCGAGGGGGCUCUGGCCGGGGCGGCCUUUGCUGGGGGCUUGGCCUUGGUGCUGCUGCGGCGGACGUGA
Messenger RNA from Hirsutella rhossiliensis, 1305 nucleotides. Its product is annotated as she9 / mdm33 family domain-containing protein. Gene Ontology annotation, biological process: inner mitochondrial membrane organization. The transcript is spliced from 4 exons. The coding region runs from base 1 to 1305 and encodes 434 amino acids. Lineage: Eukaryota; Fungi; Ascomycota; Sordariomycetes; Hypocreales; Ophiocordycipitaceae. The record is from RefSeq and is a predicted model, not a curated record. Gene Ontology annotation, cellular component: mitochondrial inner membrane.